UUGUUGAUAGGCGGCGGUGGCAGGAGGAGGACGAGACUCUGAAAAACUCUUCUUUUUUUUUAACGAAUUUAUCAAAAUGGACGAAGUCAAAGACAAUGCGGCGUUUAAAGGAGUCGCCGAAAGGUUGACUUUAGGGAUUAUUCGGAUUCUCGAGAACAUGCCCGGUGUGGCAGACGUUCGUUUUGCAGAGCGAGAGCCAGCGGAGAAGAGGAGCCUGUUGUCCUGGGAGCAGAAAAACACUUGUAUUUUACCUGAAGAUCUGCGGGAUUUUUACCUGACGACCGACGGAUUCACCCUGAACUGGAACGUCAAACUAGACAACGAGAGCGUUCCUCUGGGUUGUAUGAAGUUGAACUCGGUGUCUCGUCUGGUUCCUCUGGUGCCGCCCGUGUCUCUGUUCUCUCUGCCCAACGCCCCGUCCCUCUGCGACCUCGACUGGGACGACAAGGAAGCAGACUCGGCUCCUCCGCACUUUGACUCUCGCAGUCGGAUCUUCGAGCUCGAUUCUUGUGGAGGAAACGGAAAAGUGUGUUUGGUUUACAGGAACUGCACCCCAGGUGUGGUGUCUCAGAGCAGUGAGGUCUGGUUCUUGGACCGGGCUCUGGGUUGGCAUCUUCUCACGUCGUCCUUCACGUCGUUCUUCAGACUCAUGAUCACUCACCUGGGCCUCCCCGAGUGGCUCUACAACUUCACCCCCUACGGACCCUCGCCCCAGGCCAAGCAGUGGGCGUCCUUGUACCAGCCUUUGACCUUCGCCGACCCCCAGGACUCGACCUCUGACCCCCCCCUGAACCGUCUGGACCCGAGCCGAGCCUUCAGAGCCAAGACCAAGACCCCCCCCAAGAAGAAACCCUCUGCCCCAGGAGGGGGAGGGGGGAGGGCAGGAGCGGGGCGGGGAGGGGCAGGGAGGAGUAAAAAAUGUAAAACAAAAGAUGCCACUAUUUCUACAAACACUGGUCCGGUCCUGAUCCAGACUCCGGUCCUGAUCCAGACUCCGGUCCUGAUCCAGACUCCGGUCCUGACACAGACUCCGGUCCUGACCCAGACUCCGGUCCUGAUCCAGACUCCGGUCCUGACCCAGACUCCGGUCCUGACACAGACUCCGGUCCUGACACAGACUCCGGUCCUGAUCCAGACUCCGGUCCUGACACAGACUCCGGUCCUGAUCCAGACUCCGGUCCUGAUCCAGACUCCGGUCCUGACACAGACUCCGGUCCUGACCCAGACUCCGGUCCUGAUCCAGACUCCGGUCCUGAUCCAGACUCCGGUCCUGAUCCAGACUCCGGUCCUGACCCAGACUCUGAUCCUGACCCAGACUCCGGUCCUGACCCAGACUCCGGUCCUGACACAGACUCCGGUCCUGACACAGACUCCGGUCCUGACCCAGACUCCGGUCCUGACACAGACUCCGGUCCUGACACAGACUCCGGUCCUGAUCCAGACUCCGGUCCUGACACAGACUCCGGUCCUGACACAGACUCCGGUCCUGACACAGACUCCGGUCCUGACCCAGACUCUGGUCCUGACACAGACUCUUGUUCAGGCUCUUUCUUCUCUUGGUCCAUUAAUUCUACUUUUAUUAAUAAAAACUAAAGUGACGCUUCCUCAAACUUGA
Molecule: messenger RNA, 1615 nt
Organism: Boleophthalmus pectinirostris (great blue-spotted mudskipper)
Lineage: Eukaryota; Metazoa; Chordata; Actinopteri; Gobiiformes; Gobiidae
Gene: tpgs2
Product: tubulin polyglutamylase complex subunit 2
Exons: 9
Coding region: 77-1615 (512 amino acids)
Biological process (GO): protein polyglutamylation
Source: RefSeq, a predicted model, not a curated record